Molecule: messenger RNA, 1233 nt
Organism: Histoplasma capsulatum G186AR
Lineage: Eukaryota; Fungi; Ascomycota; Eurotiomycetes; Onygenales; Ajellomycetaceae
Product: protein kinase
Exons: 5
Coding region: 1-1233 (410 amino acids)
Biological process (GO): spliceosomal complex assembly; regulation of mRNA processing; protein phosphorylation
Molecular function (GO): protein kinase activity; ATP binding
Source: RefSeq, a predicted model, not a curated record
AUGCUCUCAUCACUUUUGCGAUCCUUACCUCUGCUCAGACAGAGAUGGAAGCUGCUCAAUUUCUCCAAUCCAAACUUUAUCCAAUUACCUGAAUCUCACAAAAUCGAAGAAGAAACCCUUCCGGAUUAUAUUGCGUCCCAAUAUUAUCCUACCCGAAUAGGAGAAGUUAUCAAGGAGCAAUAUCAGGUUGUAGGCAAACUAGGGUUUGGAUCUACCUCAACAGCAUGGCUUGCACGCGACAUCCAUGGUCGCCGUUAUGUUAUGCUCAAAAUAUUUGUUCGGGCCUCAUCUAUGGGACAGCGAGUGGAUGAUGAACUGAAGAUGUAUAGAUGCAUGGAUCAAGCUCCGAAAGGCCAUCCUGGUCGCAAGGCUGUAAGAACAUUACUUGACGCAUUUUACAUUGAUGGACCUGAGGAUAAGCAUCAAUGCCUUGUGCAUCCUCCGUUAUGGGAGAGUGUCUUGACUUUCUUACGCCGGAAUCCAGUAGAGAGACUGCCUUCAGCAGUUAUAGCAUUCGUUCUUCGGCGGCUCUUUUUGGCAUUGGAUUAUAUGCAUACAGAGUGCAAUAUCGUACACACUGAUAUAAAGGCGGAUAAUAUCAUGUUUGGUAUCAAUGAUGAUUCAGUCUUCACUGACUUCGAGGAGGAGGAACUUCAACAACCCAUUCCAAGAAAGGAGGUGGACAUGGAUGGAAGGACUGUUUACAUGUCCCGCAAGCUCAGAAUUCCUGCUGAUGUGGGCGACCCAGUUCUAUGUGAUUUCGGUUCAGCCGUACUGGGCGAUCAACAUCAUGCAGAAUUCAUUCAACCCAAUAUCUACCGAGCACCCGAGGUGAUUCUAGGAGCUCCAUGGACGUAUAGUGUUGACAUAUGGAAUGUGGGCUGCAUGAUCUGGGAUAUUUAUGAAGGUGGUUCCUUAUUCACGGGCCGAGACCCGGAAUUUCAAAAGUACCGAAGUCGAGCACAUCUUGCUGAAAUGAUAAAUCUUCUUGGGCCACCGCCGGCUAGCUUCAUUGCUCAGGGGGAGUUGAGAGACAAAUUUUUCUGUGAUUUCCGUUUUAAAAAUUUAUUGACGGAACAUGUUCCGCUUGAGGAGAGAGAAACCAGUCUCAAGGGAGAAGAUGAGAGAGCGGCAUUUUUAACUCUCAUGCGAAAAAUGCUGCAGUGGGAGCCCAGCAAACGUAGCUCCGCUAAGGAGCUAGCUGAGGAUGAAUGGAUCCACAAGCACUUGUAA